Molecule: messenger RNA, 904 nt
Organism: Struthio camelus australis
Lineage: Eukaryota; Metazoa; Chordata; Aves; Struthioniformes; Struthionidae
Gene: C16H17orf78
Product: chromosome 16 C17orf78 homolog
Source: RefSeq, a predicted model, not a curated record
CUCUCCACCUUUGUUUGCUGUCAACAAAGCACUGACAUUUAAAAUUAGUUACCAAAAGAGGAUAGUACUGAGUUAACUGCAAACUGUAAUUAAAAGCUGUUCCUCCUUCGCUCCAUUCCCCUCAGACCUCAGAGAUUAUGAAUGUCGUGUGGAAAAUGCCUCAGAAAUAUCUGGCAGCAUGAGAAGUCUGGGAAUCUUACUGCAAGCCCCUGGGACAGCAGCAACCAAAGGGAACCUAAGCAGAAACCAAAAAGUCAUCACUCUGACAUGCUUUAGUCUUCAGAGCCCCAUGCAUGUAAAUCUGCUCUACUUAGAGAAGGAACAUGGAGAUGGGAGAGACCAGGCAGAAGAGAAAUGCACCGUGCAGAGCCUGAAAGUCGUCACCAGUGCAGACAGGAGAGCUGCUACUGGCCACAGCUGUGUUUUACUAAUAGACAACAGAAAAAAGUUUCAGACCAAAUUUAUUCUUACAGGAAAAGUGUUUCUGGUAGGGUUAUCAAAUUGCGUUAUGACAGCAAAGCUGCCCAAGCUGAAAGUUUUUGCAGAGGGUCUGACCGUCCUGCACGUGCGCCAAGAUAACCAGACUUCAGAGGAGGGAAUUCCAUCCACAAAUGACAAAGACAUGCUGAUCAGACAAAGACAAAGUAUCUACAUUAAAGUGUUCAUCGCUUGUAUCCUGGUAACGCCUGCGAUAGCCUAUAUCAUAUUUGUUAUAUGUGAAUUUCCCUGCUUGUGCUCAUGCCAUGGCUGGAUCAAGACACACGUCGGUGCGCAGAGCAGCAGAACCAACCUGCCUGCAGCCUCCCUCAGGAAGGAAGCAUCAGGCCAAGAGCCUUACAAGGAAAGAUUCAAAAUCAUUGUCAUUCAUGAGACCUACCUGUGAAAAGCUGCCGGCCUCAGAGGC